Fundulus heteroclitus (mummichog) is the source of this 2637-nucleotide messenger RNA. Its product is annotated as GTPase IMAP family member 7-like. NCBI's taxonomy places the organism in Eukaryota, Metazoa, Chordata, Actinopteri, Cyprinodontiformes, Fundulidae. The record is from RefSeq and is a predicted model, not a curated record. Gene Ontology annotation, molecular function: GTP binding. Bases 1 to 1470 code for a protein of 489 amino acids. The transcript is spliced from 2 exons.
AUGGAGAAAAUAUCAAAUCUACAAGCUAAACUGACGAAGAUCACCACAAAGGCACCUCUAAAAGACAGUGAAGAGAAGAACCCAGAGUGUCUCAGGAUUGUUCUGAUCGGGAAAACUGGCAACGGGAAGAGCUCAUCAGGAAACACCAUCCUGGGAAGAAAGGAGUUUAUUUCCAAGUUAGCUCAACAGUCGGUUACAAAAAGCUGCCAGAAAGCCCAAAGUAAGGUGGACGGCCGUCUUGUUGCUGUUGUCGACACUCCUGGUCUGUUUGAUUCAACUUUGUCCCAUGAAGAAGUCAAUGAAGAGCUGGUGAAAUGCAUGAGUCUACUGGCUCCAGGUCCACAUGUCUUCCUGCUGGUGUUAACGAUCGGUAGAUUCACACCAGAGGAAAAAGAAACAUUAAGUCUCAUCAAGAAAGUUUUUGGAAGAGAUUCUGAGAAGUUCACCUUCAUCCUUUUUACUGGAGGAGACAGGCUGGAACAUGACAAAAUGUCCCCUGAAGAGUUCAUUGCAUGUUGUGAUGAUUCCUGUAAGAAGCUGAUUGCUGACUGUGGAGGAAGAGUCCAUGUGUUUAAUAACUAUAAUAAACAGGAUCGCUCACAGGUCACUGAGCUGAUCAGGAAGAUCGACACCAUGGUGAAGGAGAACGGAGGCAGUUUCUACACCAAUGAGAUGCUGCAACAGGCUGAAGCUGCCAUUCAGAAAGAAAUGAAAAGAAUCCUGAGGGAGAAGGAACAAGAGAUGGAAAAAAUGAAGGAGGAGCUGGAAAGAAAACACAAGGAAGAAAAAGAAGAAAUGGAAAAAAGAAUAGAGGACCAGAUAGCAGAAAUUGAAAAAGAGAGAAAACACAAAGCUGAACAACUUAAAGAAAUCGAGGAAAAGAUUAAUAAGGAACGAGAGCAAAUAAAGAAAGAACAGGAAGAAAGAAAAGAGGAAGAAAAACACAAACAACAGGAGUGGGAAAAAGCACAAAAAGCUUUGGAGGAAAAAUUACAGUCAGAGUCAAAAGAAAAGAAGAAAAUCAACGAAAAACUGGAGCAGACCAGAAGAGAGAUAGAAGAAAAAGGAAAGGAAUGGGAGAAGGAAAGAAAUGAGUGGUGGGAAAAACGAAAACAAGAGGAUAAAAACAGACAGGAAGAGGAGAAACUAAAACUGAAAAGGCUUGAAGAGGAAUUUCUGAAGAAAAACAGAGAAGAUCAAAGAAGGAGAGAACAAGAGAAGGAGAAAGAAGAGAGAGAAAGGCAAGUUAGAGAAAUGGAAGAAAGAAUCAACAAGGAAAGAGAGCAGAGAAUGAAAGAGAAGGAAAUAAGAGAACAAGAGAACCAGAAAAGAAAAGAGGAGGAAGAACGGCAUAGACUAGAGUGGGAAAAAGAACGAGAAGCUUUGGAGAGAAAAAUUCUAUCAGAAUCAAAAGAAAAGGAGGACAUUGACAAAAAACUGGAGAAAACGAGAAAAGAGAAGGAAGUUUAGGAGAAGCAAAGGGAAGAGUGGUGGGAAAAACGAAAGCAAGAGGAGGAAGAAAAAAAGAGAGAACUGAAAAGGGUUGAGGAGAGAUUUAAGAAAGAAAAGAAAAAAUAUGAAAACAAAAUGAAAAUAGAGGAUCAGAAGAGAAAGGAACAGGCAGAGAAAGAGAGAAAACAGUUAGAAGAGCAAUUUAAAGAAACUGAGAACAGAAUCAAGAAGGAGAGACUGGAAGAACAGAAACAAAGAGAGGAAGAGGAGAAGAAAAGAAAACAGGAGGAUGAACAACAGAAAAAAGACUGGGAGGAAAAACAAAAAGUUUUAAAGGAAAAGUUACGGGCAGAAUAUGAAGAAAAGGAGAACAUCACUAAAAAACUGGAGCAGACUAGUAAAGAGAUGAAAGAAAAACAAAAAGAAUGGGAGAAGGAAAAAAAGGAAUUGGAAAAACUACAUAAAGAAGAUGAAGAGAAACGGAAAGAGGAAGAACUUAAACUGAAAAAGCUUCAGCAGGAGUUUGAAGCAAUACAAGAAGAAUAUGAAAAAAAGAUUAAAGAAGACAAUCAAAACAAAAUCAAACUGCAGAAGGAAAAUGAAGAUUUAGUGAAAAAACACAAACUCAGCAUAAAGGAAAUGAAAAGGAAAUAUGAAGAGGAUGCCAGGCAAAAAGCUGAAGAAUUCAAUGAGUUUAAAGAACAAAACAGAAUUCUGAUGGAAAAGCAUAAACAAGAACUGGAAGCUCUAAAUAUAGACAAAGAAAAGAAAGAGGAACAUGUCAAAGAUUUAGAGGAGCUAAAAGAGAAACAAGAGGAAGAACUGAAACGCUUAAAAGACAAAUUUGUUGUAAAGUAUUGCACCACAUCCUGAUUAUGUUUAAUGCUAAGUUUUAUUCUCUCAACUUGAUGAUCCUUAACAUGUUUCACUUCUAUUCAGACUGAAGUGGAAACUAGACAUUUAAUCAGUGCUUUCUAGUAUGGCUGAGUAUUUGCUUUAAUUGUCUGAAGAGAUUCACUGUCAGCAGUACUAGUUUUUAUAAUUCAGUCCAUCUGGAGCUGACCUUAAUAAGGAGGGAUAUCACAAAAUUCAUUUUUUUUUUUUUGUUUUGAGCUGGUAUUACAAUCAUAUCAAUGAUAAUGAGAUUAGAUUCAGAUGUUACAAUAAAGGGGUCUAGAGAGACAU